ACCAGCCCAACUAGCAGUACCAGCACUACCAGCAGUACCAGCACUACUAGCAGUACCAGCACAACUAGCAGUACCAGCACCACCAGCAGUACCAGCACUACUAGCAGCACCAGCACUACUGCUAGAACCUGCAUUACUGGCACUAUCACGACUACUGGUAGUACCAGCACUACUAGUAGUACCAGCACUACUGGCAAUACCAGCGCUACUUGUAGUACCAGCACUAAUAGUAGUACCAGCACUACUUGUAGUACCAGCACUACUAGUAGUACCAGCACUACCUGUAGUACCAGUACUACUGGUAGUACCACCAUUACUGGCAGUACCAGUACUACUUGUAGUACCAGCGCUACUAGUCGUACCAGCACUACUUGUAGUACCAGCAAUACUGACAGUACCAGCAUUACUAGUAGCACCAGCCCUACUAGCAAUACCAGCACUACUAGAAGAUCCAGCACUACUAGCAGUACCAGCACUACUAGCAGUACCAUCACUACUAGCAUUACCAGCUCUACUACUAGUACCAGCACAACUAGUAGUACCAGCACUACUAGGAGUACCAGCACUACUAGCAGUACCAGCACUACUAGUAGUACCAGCAUUACUAGCAGUACCAGCACUACUAGUAGUACCAGCAAUACUAGCAGUACCAGCACUACUAGUAGUACCAACACUACUAACAGUACCAGCACUGGUAGUAAUACCAGCACUACUAGUAGUACCAGCACUUCAAUCAGUACCAGCACUACCAGCACUACCAGCAGUACCAGACCUACCAGCAGUACCAGCACUACUAGCAGUACCAGCACUGGUAGUAGUACCAGCACUGGUAGUAGUACCAGCACUACUAACAGUACCAGCACUACCAGCAGUACCAGCACUACUGGUAGUACCAGCACUGCUGGCAGUACCAGCACUACUGGUAAUACCAGCACUACUGGUAGUACCAGCACUACUGCCAGUACCAGCAUCAGUAGUAGUACCAGCGCUACUAGUAGUACCAGCACUACUAGCAGUACCAACACUACUAGCAGUACCAGCACUACCAGCAGUACUAGCUCUAUUAGUAGUACCAGCAAUACUUGCAAUACCAGCAUUACUAGUAAUACCAGCACUACUAGUAGUACCAGCACUAAAAACAGUACCAGCACUGCCAGCAGUACCAGCACUACUAGCAGUACCAGCACUACCAGCAGUAUCAGCAUUACUAUUAGUACCAGCACUGCUAAUAGUAUCAGUACUACUAACAGUACCAGCACUACUAGUAUUACCAACACUACUAGUAGUACCAGCACUACUAGUACUACCAGCACUACUAGCAGUACAAGCACAACUGGCAGUACCAGCACUACUAGCAGUAGCAGCACUACUAGCAGUACCAGCACUACUAGCAGUACCAGCACUACUGGUAGUAUCAGCACUACAGGUAGUACCAGCACUACUUGUAAUAUCAGCAAUAUUAGUAGUACCAGUACUACUUGUAGUACCAGUACUACUAGUAGUACCAGCACUACCUGUAGUACCAGCAAUACUGGCAGUUCCAGCAUUACUAGUAAUACCAGCACUACUAGCAAUACCAGCACUACUAGUAGAUCCAGCACUACUAGCAGUACCAGCACUACCAGCAGUACCAACACUUCUAGCAUUACCAGCUCUACUUCUAGUACCAGCACAACUAGUAGUACCAGCACUACUAGGAGUACCAGCACAACUAGCAGUACCAGCACUACUAGUAUUACUAGCACUACUAGCAGUACCAGCACUACUAGUAGUACCAACACUACUAGCAGUACCAGCCCUACCAGCAGUACCAGCUCUAUUAGUAGUACCAGCAAUACUUGCAAUACCAGCAUUAUUAGUAAUACCAGCACUACUAAUAGUAUCAGCACUAAAAACAGUACUAGCAGUACCAGCUCUAUUAGUAGUACCAGCACUACUUGUAGUACCAGCACUACUGGUAGUAACAGCCCUACUUGUAGUACCAGCACUACUUGUAGUACCAGCACUACUAGUAGUACCAGCACUACUUGUAGUACCAGCCCUACUUGUAGUACCAGCACUACUUGUAGUACCAGCUCUAUUAGUAGUACCAGCACUACUUGUAGUACCAGCAUUACUGGUAGUACCAGCACUACUGCUAGUACCAGCACUACUGGUAGUAACAGCCCUACUUGUAGUACCAGCACUACUUGUAGUACCAGCACUACUAGUAGUACCAGCACUGCUUGUAGUACCAGCAUUACUGGUAGUUCCAGCAUUACAGGCAGUACCAGCACUACUUGUAUUACUAGCACUACUAGUAGUACCAGCACUACUGGCAGUACAGCACUACUUGUGAUUCCAGCACCACUAGUAGUACCAGCACUACUUGUAGUACCAUUACUACUUGUAGUACCAGCACUACUUACCAGAACUACUGCCAGUACCAACGUUACUAGUAGCACCAGCACUACUAGCAGUACUAGCACUACUAAUAGCACCAGCACUACUAGCAGUACCAGCACUACUAGCAAUAUCAGCACUACUAGCAGUACCAGCACAACUAGCAGUACCAACACUACCAGCAGUACCAGCACUACUAGCAGUACCAGCACAACUAGCAGUACCAGCACUACCAGCAGUACUGAACGUGAACGCCAUAAAGAAGCUCUACAAUUCAAGGAACGCGAGGCUGCCAGGCAUAAAGAAGAACUAGAGUUAGAGUACGACCUUGCGAAGAAAAAGGCCGAAUUUCAACUAGUAGCUGCAGAAAAACAAGCUGACAUCAUUGUAGAACAGAAAAGAAAGGAAGUGGAAUUGGAAAAGACACGCCAACCACAAACAGCCAGUCCUCCAGUAAGCUUUAGCAUCUCCCAGGCAAACGUCGUCAACCUCAUUCUAGUCGAGGAAUUCUUUCGACGUGUUCCUGCUUUUAUCCGUCUUCACUUGGCAGACAAAGAGGAAACCGACCUCAUCAGAUGUGCGAAGUCGGCUGACACCUACAGUCUUAUACACAGAUUAACAGCUGACACAUCUUCCAGUAGGAAAUCUUGGUCUAAUUAUGACAAACUUGACACCGUCGAUGCUGAACUAAGGCUUGUCACCCCAGCUUGUCACCGUCGACACAGUACUGAGGCGUGUCACCUCCAGCUUGUCACCGUCGACACAGUACUGCGGCGUGUCACCCCCAGCUUGUCACCGUCGACACAGUACUGA
Molecule: messenger RNA, 3195 nt
Organism: Procambarus clarkii (red swamp crayfish)
Lineage: Eukaryota; Metazoa; Arthropoda; Malacostraca; Decapoda; Cambaridae
Source: RefSeq, a predicted model, not a curated record